Cuscuta campestris is the source of this 2762-nucleotide messenger RNA. NCBI's taxonomy places the organism in Eukaryota, Viridiplantae, Streptophyta, Magnoliopsida, Solanales, Convolvulaceae. The record is from the annotation of a GenBank genome assembly.
GUUGGACCAAGGCUUUAACAGCGAUGGGUAGAACCUCCCAUCGCUGUUUGGCAUGGUUCUGGAAGUUGGUUUGGCUAAGGGGCCGCUUACCCAUCGAUGGGAUGUUCUUCCCAUCGCUGGGUGGGUGGUUAGCCAAAAACCUAUGGUUUUUGCCUUAACCACGGCCUAGCCAACCGAUGCAAAAACCGACCGAAAAAUCCAAAGUUCUCCAAAAUAAAAACCAAGUUCUCCCUAGAAUUUAUUCCACUAAAUAAACCUAACCAUUUUCAUAAUAAAUGAGCAUUAAUGUUUUUCCUCUACAGACGGUUCUCGGACCGCCCAUGUAACCCUACCGGUCUGUUGGGUCGCGGGUGAACCGGGUCCACGGAAGGCGGGUGUUACAAUUAGAGAAUGAGUCAAGCAGCUGGCAAUGACGGACAGGCUGUCCCAGAGGGGGAGCUUGAGCACGUGAGCGUGGACACUGAAGCGUCAAGCUUCACAGCUCAGCAGGCCUCCGAGCAGGCAGUCCCGGGCGCGGGCCCUGUUCCAGAAGCCGUUCCCAUCAUUCAGCCGCAGUUCGCGGCUAAUUUCAUGAACUUUCUCCAGCAGAUGGAUGGAGCAUACGUCCCACCACCGCCACCACCGCCUCCACCAGUGGCGGUGGUCACCAUCGAGAAGCUCCGGAAGAACGGAGCUGAGGAAUUUCUGGGCGAUCAGAUCGCCGACCCCAUGAUUGCUAAACGGUGGUUCGAGCGAACCACCCGAGUGUUGGGGAACCUCAGGGUUCCGCAAGAGCAGCGUGGCGACCUCGCCGUCGCAUUACUUCAGGAUUUCGCCUAUGAUUGGUGGAAGCGUGUGGGAACAGACAUCCCGGAGCCCGUGCAGUGGGCCACUUUUGACCGACUCUUCCAUGAGGAGUACAUUCCGAAGCACUUCGUUGAGGCGAAGCGAGAGGAAUUCCUGAAGUUCACCCAGGCUCCUCGGGGUGACAUCAACGCGUUGUACAAAAAUGCGUUGGACUUGAAUGUGGCCCUCGUCAAGAAGGCUGAGUUUGAGCAGACGCAAGGGGCGUCAACGGCAUCAUCUCGUCCUCCUCCACCCCAGAAGUCGGGUACCAGUGGCAAAAGGUCCUUUGCAGUGCCUAGCAGCUCUCACCAGAGUAAGAAGGCCGGGCAUUUCUGUAGAGAUUGUCCGAAGAAUCCGAGAGAGGCAUUCUCGUCUGCACCAGCCGUCUCAGCCCCAGCAGCGCAGCCCGCCCAGAGCCAGAAGUCGACGGCAGCAUCCAGUCAGCCCAAGCGACAAGCACCAGGUGCCCAGGCGGAAAAAGCCCCGGCCCGUACUUAUGCGAUUCGAGGGCGUACCGAGCAGCCAGCCCAUGACGUCAUCAUGGACUUGGAUAAUCCGGUAAUCAUGUCCAACCCAUUGGGACACAGCCUGCGACUCACCCACGUGUACCACGACUACCCAUUAGUUGUCAAGGGAAAAACCUUCCCUGCAAGUCUCAUUGAGCUUCCACAUCGUGAGUUUGACGUUAUUCUAGGCAUGGAUUGGCUCACAACCAACCAAGCCGUUGUUGAUUGUGGAGCACAUACUGUUCGACUAAGAGCCGAAGAUGGCAGUGACGUUCUGAUCAGCUCCGAUACAGUCACACUCGAUGAGAAUCUUUCGUACGAGGAGGGGCUGGUUGAGGUUCUGGCUCGGGAGAUCUGCCAGUUGAGGAACAAAACCAUUCCGCUGGUCAAGGUAGACAUGACGGUGCAGGUGCCAACCCUGGAGAGCAGUGACGAUGGGGAGAUGGGCGGAAAACCACAUUUUAUCCUUGGUAUGGAUUGGUUGACCAAGCGUCAAACGAUAAUUGAGUGUGGUUUGCGCACCGUACGACAGAAGACCGAUGAAGGUGAUAUCGUAGAAGUUAAAGGGGAGCUGUUCCCCAAGCCUCCAGAAUUUAUUUCCUAUAUGCAAGCAAAAUAUCGAUCAUAUCCAUCACAUGUCCUACCUGAGGGAGAAGUCACCCUCGACGAGAGUCUUACCUAUGAGGAAGAACCCAUACAGAUCUUGGCACGUGAAGUAAAGGAACUGAGGAACAAGACAAUUCCCUUGGUCAAGGUGCUUUGGCGAAACCAUGCAGUGGAAGAAGCAACAUGGGAGACCGAGGAGUCCAUGAGAGCUCACGGAGUUGGUGUAAGUCUGGUGUUCGCCGCGACAGACGGUAGGGGGGUACCGCUGGCACGUUACCUGGCUACCUCCAGCCUCCCUGUUUUCAUCUCUCUCUCUGCCAAUACCUGUCACCCGACGGCAGCCAGGUGCCGAAUGGGCGCUAGGCCCUACCGUCUGGUCGGUAGCGGCUACCGUGACAGCCUACCAGAGGAGACUCCAGCUGACACGGUAAUCCAGGAAAUGAUGAGCUUAGAGCAAAUCCCGGAGGGCGAUGAGGAGGUUGAGAUGUGCGUGGUGGUGUUCGACGAUUUCAGGCAUGAUUCCCAAGUUGUGUUUUGAAUUACUACCUCCGUCCGAGAGUAUUUGUCCACUUUCAUUUUUACACACCAUCCAAUGCACUUCUUUAAUCCAUUUUAUCUUGUAAUUUGUAUAUUAAAAAGUUAUAGAAAUUAUAUAUUAAUAAUCUAUAUGUUAAGACAAAUCAAACAAGAUCACACAUGACUAUAUUUAGGCUUACACAUUGAGAGAAUUUGAUGAGUCAAAGUACUUAUAUGAACAGUUCCAAAAGUCAAAACUGGACGAGUACUCCGGGACGGAGGAAGUAUGAAUUAAGCUUUCGCAACUGU